This is a messenger RNA of Sebastes umbrosus (honeycomb rockfish), 2916 nucleotides long. Its product is annotated as probable E3 ubiquitin-protein ligase DTX3. The transcript is spliced from 3 exons. Gene Ontology annotation, biological process: Notch signaling pathway; protein ubiquitination. The record is from RefSeq and is a predicted model, not a curated record. NCBI's taxonomy places the organism in Eukaryota, Metazoa, Chordata, Actinopteri, Perciformes, Sebastidae. The coding region runs from base 390 to 980 and encodes 196 amino acids.
ACAUUGCAACAGGAAAUACAAAGGGGCCCUUUUAGAGUGUUUAUGAAGUCAAUUUGAAAAUGUCUAUAUAGUAUCAUGAAAUGAAAAUACUCUGAAAAUGUACAAGUACCUCAGAAUUGUAUAGUAAAUGUAGGCCAACGUGUGUGUCUUCCACCACUAGGGGCAACCUUUCUGUUUACAUUUGGUUCAUGAAAUCUUCUCAUGACUCUUUAAAGAUCCACCAACAGAAAUCUCAAACCAAUCACAGGUCAGUUUUUGCACCACGAGGAAUGUGCAUCAUCACCCAGAGGAGAAGGAAAUUGGUACUUUCCGUGUUUUGACGUCACAUAUCGGACACUACUAUCUCAUGCAUCCCAAACACGGAAGAACAGUCACACCGGGAAACACACAUGAUGGAAAACACACGAGUCUGUAAAAGUACGGAAGACUUCUGCGCCAUCUGCUUGGAUGAGAUCCAAGAGAAGAAGACGUUAAAGUGCUGUCACUCUUUCUGCUCUGCGUGCAUCGACUCGGUGUUCAAGUGUAAGCCCGCCUGUCCGAUCUGCAACACCUACCACGGAGAGUACACGGGCACCCAGCCGGAGGGCAGCAUGACGGUGAUGCGCAGCCGGCAGGGCCUGCCGGGCUUCGAGCACUGCGGCUCGAUUGUCAUCCAGUACAGCUUCCCAGCGGGGAUACAAGGGCCUGAACACCCGAACCCCGGGGUGAGGUACAGCGGCACCUCUCGUACUGCCUUCCUGCCAGCCAACGAGGAGGGAGAGAAAGUCCUGAAGCUGCUGAGGAAGGCCUUCGACAGGAGAGUCAUCUUCACCGUCGGACGAUCUGUCACCACGGGCCUCAACAACGUCAUCACCUGGAACGACAUUCACCAUAAGACCAACAUGGAGGGCGGUCCACAAUGUUUUGGAUAUCCAGAUCCAAAAUAUUUGUCCAGGGUUCAAGAGGAGCUUCGUCUGAAAGGAGUAACACAUGAUGACUGAUGACAAUCACAAGACAUCCUUCAAAUAGAUUUGAUUAUUUAUAUUGUUACAAAGUCUCUCAUUUCUGCAACUUGCAGACCUCAAGCAGGGAUCGUCAUUACUGAGGCUUUGAGAUGUUUUUAUUCCACAAAGUGGACACAUGGAACUAUUAUCUUGAGACAUGAAGAUUAAUGGCUUUUCCCAAAGAGUUUUCAUCUGACUAUGCAAAAAAAAAUACUUUAAACGCAGUCUGUGCAGUAUGUGAUCCAACAAAACAAAGAUCACAGUACAGUGGGUUAGUAAAAGGGGUUAUACUAUCGACCAUCAGACUUCAGUAAUGUAAAUAUCUUUUUCUAACACUGGAUCACAGGUCUGGUGCCUAAAAGCAGACAUAAACAGAACAUGUUGUAAAAAGCACUUUUCAUCUGUGAUAUGGUAAAGUUUCCUAGGGAAAUGAGAGAUCAUAAUGUAUUUGGCAUAGUCAUAGGUAGUGUAUUAUGUUUAACGGAUAAUGUGAUAUUCUAUAUUUCUCUUAUUGUCAACAAAUCCCAUGAAAAGACAAGGAAUGCACCGAUACCGAUAUUGGUUAUUGGGGUGAUGCUGAUUCAAAUAGCUGGAUGGGGUAUCAAUGACAACGAGGUCGAUCUAUUCAAUUGGGUACUAUGAUGAAGCUUACUCUUCUGUGCCGCAGAACACCAUUGUUGUCCAAAACCUCAUAAAAACAUGGGUGACAUAUUCCUUCAUUUCAAUGAAUAUGGACACUGUAGUUUGUUUUACAUUGAUCCCACAUACACAGUCCUGCUGCUGUUAAUAUUUACCAAUGCACCACAUCCGCGGCUGAAAAUAGUCCCCAACAAAUGCACUAUUUACUCCUGUUUGAGUAACAAUUACUAAAAACUACAGUAGCUGUUUCAGGAAAAAAUUAGCUUUUAGUUUUAGUUGCUUUUUUUUUUUCUAACUUAAAAUAUAUAGCGUCACAGUUACAUCUUCAGUAAUAAUGAAUGGGCUCAAGGAUGAGUGACACAGACAGGCCGGGGAAGUCGGAAAGUAUUGACAGAUGAAAUUGCACAUUGUUGGUUUCGGUCAUUUCACAGGGUAUGUUGACAAUUCCCAACAUAUAGAUUAUCACCAGUCUUAUCAUAUAGCACCUUUAAUACCAUAUUCAUUCAUGUUGUGCCUUUAUAUGACAUCAGUCAAUGUAGUAGUAUCAAACAAAAGGAGGAUCUGAAAUCUAGUCAUGUAUCUAUCAGACUCCUUUAGUCCAAAAACAUCUUUGAUAUUUUUCAGUCCGGCCUUUUGCCCGUCUGGUCCACUAGAGGGCGAUGCUCUCCUCUAGGAAGACUAUAUGUGAUGGCGUCUGCUUGGUAUGCAGCUGUAUCAUCAUCACAAACCCACAGCCCUGCAGCACCUCCCAAACCUCAUCGCCCAAAGUCAGUGAGAGGAGCAGAGCAUCUGCUAUAGAUGAUGAGUCAUGUGUUUCUAUGGUGCUCGGGGCAGUUUUUAGCAACAGCAGCAUACUUACAGUGUAUGUACGACGGAGAGAACGGUUGUCACCUUGUGUUUGACCAUAUUGAACUCGAUUUCUGACGGCAGUGCAAAUACGGUUAAAGAUGAGUCGUGCCAGUCACAUGCACAGACAGACGCAGAUUCAAUUUAAAGGUCAAUGAUGACAAAAUAAUUUAAGGCUUAUCUGUUGUUGAAUUGAAAGUUAAAGGGAUAGUUUGGGUGUUUUGAACUGGAGUUGUAUGAGGUACUUAUCCAUAGUCAGUGUAUUACCAACAGUAGAUGACGGUCGGCACGCCCCCAGCUUCGAGAAACACACAGGAGUACCAACACCGGAGCAAAGCAAUACAGUGCUGUGGACGGGGACGGCAGAAAAACUGAUUUUAGCCACCUAAAAGAAAGGCUCACCUAAAAAAAAUCAAAAUCAGUAUUAGUGAACACUAUAUUUGGAAUA